GUUGGUGUAUGACGGUGGGGGCGGGGCUGCCGCUGACCCGGAAGUGCUGUGGCAGAGUGUGAAGAUGGCUGAGUCGGAAGAGGAGGUGGAUGUUUUGGUUCAGAGAGUCGUCAAAGACAUCAGCACUGUGUUCAAGAGGAACCCCAACAUAGAUGAAAUCGGGCUGAUUCCCUGUCUUGAAGCCAGGUACAACCGGAGCCCCAUAGUGCUGGUAGAAAAUAAGCUUGGUGUGGAAAGCUGGUGCGUUAAACUGCUUUUGCCCUACGUUCAUAAUAGACUUGUCCUCUACAGGCAAAGAAAGCUGUGGUUAGAGAGGGAUGCACUAAUCGAUCUCACUUGUACUUUAUUGCUGCUGAAUCCGGACUUCACAACAGCCUGGAAUGCCAGGAAGGAACUUGUAGAGUUGGGAGCAUUGGAUCCAAUUAAGGAUUUGUAUCUAGGAAAACUCGCCCUAACAAAGUUUCCAAAAAGCCCUGAAACGUGGAUUCACAGACGCUGGAUUCUGCAAAAGAUCAUUCAGAAAAUUUGCCUUCCAAAUUCGAAGAAUAAAAAUAAUUCAGCAAUAGUAGUACCAACUGAACAGAUGCAUAGACUAAUACAGGAUGAGAUGACAGUCUGUUCUGAAGCUGCUGGAAGGUAUCCAAGCAACUAUAAUGCCUGGUCCCAUCGUAUCUGGGUCCUGCAACAUGUGGCAAAGUGCAAUCCUAAGGUACUGCUUGAUGAGUUGUCCAGUACUAAGUACUGGGUAUCCACGCAUGUAUCCGACCACAGCGGUUUCCAUUAUCGACAAUUCCUACUGAAGUCUGUGGCGUGCAACACACGAAAUACAACAGUUACUGGGCCUGGGUGCAUGAGAAAACCCUUAAGUAAAGAACAUCAUACCAGUCUUCCACUUCCUCCAAAGGAUGAAGGUGCAUCUGUAGAUGUGUAUAUGGCAGAUGUGCCGCUUAUGAUUGAAGAGGAAAUGGAGCUCUGCACUGAUCUCAUUGAGUCUUACCCAGGCCAUGAAGCUCUGUGGUGUCACAGGAGAUGCGUGUUUUAUCUUUUGCAUUGCUGGAACAAAGAGAAUCGCCAGCUCUCGUCAAAGUCUGAGCCCAACAAUGGUGGUGAUGGAACUGUGAAUAAUGUACAGAUGAGCAGUGCAGGGGGCUAUUGCUCUCAAGACAUGGAUGUUGAUGGUGCGGUUGAAUCAGUCAGGCAAAGUUACACCCAGGAGACAAAACGGCUGAAGCGAGGUCCUUCACUAGACUUGCCCAGCUUGUUAGAGGAGCACAGAUUCAUCGAUACCAUUUUAGCAGGUUGUAGCAAUACUGAACAAGUCAGAUUUGCAACUGCUUACAGAAAAUGGCUGGACACUGUCAUAAGUCAGUAGUGACAGGAGUCUGUUAAAUACGUUGAGCUAGUUUUAAAUCCUUCCAGAACAGCUUCCUAAACUAUUUAAAGCACCCAUGUUGCAUGGCAACUUUCUAAGUAAUGCUCAUUACCAGUAAAAGUCAAAUCUAAUUAAAGGGGUAUUAACUGGAAUUGAGCCUCAAAAAGAACCUUCAGGUUCUAAUCACACCUGAGUUAACCUUCAGGAAAGGUUUGCAAACUGAGAAGCUACAGUCACAAUCAGAUUUCCAACUUGUCAAUGUGAAAGUGAUGGAUUUUAGUCCCGACUCUCUUACUUACAUAUUAGUUGCAGUGAAAAUAUACAUUCAUUUCAAUGUGUACAUUUAAUUACUUAAUUGUUGCCAAAAUACAUUUUAUGCAAUUGUAAAUGAAUAAAAUUCAUUUUUUGCAAACACUCCCAAGAAAUUGGACUGAUGACUUGAAUUUCAGUCUAGACAUUCUUGGUUCUCCAAAAUUUAGUUCAAAUAUUGCAAAAUUUAUAAUUCAGAAUAGAGAGUGUUUCUAUCUUAUACAUUUCAGUCAGCUUAAUUUACUAGGCAUGUAGGGUGUGACUUUUUAAUUGCACUUUGAUGGCCAAAGUUAAAUUUUGAUCUAAUAGCCUAGUAAUUAAAACACACUGUUUUUUUUAAAAAAAACUCAUUGACAUAGGCUACAGUAAAGCAAAUACAAAUAAGUACAAAGUUGCUUACCUCUCCAUUGACAUUGACAUUUUAUGUGAUUUUUUUUCCCAGCCCCUCUAACCCAACUCAGAUGUGGCCUUCCUUAACUGGUGUCUCUAGCUGUAUCAGUGUAAAUGACUACCAAUUUAGUAUUUAAGAUUGGAAAAGCAAAGUUACAUUCUUCUUUGUUGUGGGUUCCUAAUAUCUGUUACAGCAGCAAAGCAGCUGCAGUUGUGAAAAAGAGCUUGCUUACGGAACUGAAUAGGAUGAUGGGCACUACAGGGAUAGUCGCGUAUUCCAUUGCAGUUCAUUUGUGCACAAACAAAACUCUCAAUGUUACUUCUUCCCUGGAGAAGGGCACAUUUGUGCAAUAGGCUUUUAACUACUCUUAAGUCUGUGAGAACUAAUCCUAUUCAGAGUGAAUGUGACCAGGGUAAGUAUUGAAUGAAGGGGUGCAAUAACGUUAAGUUGAGGACCUCGCCACUAACGCUUUUCCUAUGUAAAAUGUUGACUUAAACGAUAAUAGAGAACACUGGGUCUAUUAACUUUGACCUUGCAAGGAAUUAAAUUGGGGACUCUUGUUAUUCUCACUUGUUUUGUUAGUGUAUUUUAAUUCAUUUAAAUGAUGGUUCCAUACAUGAAAAUUGGAUGAAAUGUCAUUCUUGAAUUUGCACAGCCAUUCUCGAUUUCAGUGGUUUACAAUAUUUCUGCAGCAAACUAGACUACUUCCACUUCUACAGCAAUAAAAUCACCGUUGAUUCACAUCUCCAAACUCUCCAUUGUGGAUCAGUACAUGAAUUACAGGUUGCCCAAUCCUAACCCAAUUCCCCACCCCUGCUCAAACUUAAUACUAUAAACUGUCGCAUGUUAGUUUUCAUGACUUGAACCAUGACAUUUGUAUUGAUUUCCUGACAUACGUAUGUAAAUUUUUUUGCAGUGUAUUUCAUCCAAAUUAUUUUGUGUUUUCAAUUUUUUUUAAAAAAACAUACUCACUAGAUAUUUGAGCUCCUUUUUCUUCCCCGUCUCCAAAAAAAAGGAAAAAGGCCUUGUUUUUCAUAUUUGGGGAAUAGGAUAUUCAAUAUUAACCCAUAUUUAUAUAUACAGUAUAUAAAAUAUAUAUUAUGAACAAUACAGUUCCAAUAAUAAUAUGAGGAACAAUAUUAAUACUUAAAACACUAAUCACAGAACUAUUGUACUGAAUGCAUAAAAUACUUGUCUAAUUUGUCUAAAUGUUUUAACUUUGUAAAAUAACUAACCAAUGAGGGGGAAAUGGUCACGCUGACAUAAAUAAUCAUAGGCAAAAUUAGAAAUGUCAAACAAAUAGUACAUUUGGAUUUUAGGCAUUUUAAAACUAGUGUUGAUGGCCAAAUUGUACGUGUUUAAUACAAGAUUAUUUUGUGCAUGUGCUGCCUAGACAAAACACAGUGAUUGUGUCCUACAUCCAUAACGUUUUUCAAGGACAAGUGCUGUAGGUUAUUAUAGGAUUUGCCUAUCAAUAUAAAUGGAGUUCUGAUGGAACGGCAGUGCUUAAUAAACAAGAUUGAGCCAUGAGCUGUGCAGAAUUCCCAAGUGCACGCUCUACUCUGCACAAUAGAAACACUACAUGGUAAAUGGUUUAGGCCAGUGGUGUUGGCAACACUAACUGCAUGCAUCAAGUGCGCAUCAAUUAAACCUUUGCACCUCCUAUGCAAAAAGCAUAUCUUUAGUGCAGCUGUUACUUUGGAUCAUGAUCUUUUAUAUAUGGUUUAAAUAAACACAGUUUGUGGUUAUUUGUCAUUAGUCACGCAGAACUGCCUCUUGCAAAAGGAUUAUAUACAGAGCGUAUGUCCUCCACCCACCCAUGGAGUGUGUACCUUCCUUGGAAAAUUAAUCUUCUUAUGCAUAUCCAUUAUGCUGUUAGCACUUAUGCGUAAACACUUGAAUUAUUUGUUUAAAGUCACUUCCAUUUGACUUUCAUACUCUUGCAUUGAUAAUGUGACAAACAUUGUGCAGUUCCUCCUUGUGAUUUCAAUAUCUCACAUUUUUAGGAUAGAUUUGUUGAUGCAGAUCUUAAAAAUGAUAAUAAAGAAGCAAUAUUGAAACCUCACUCUUAGUACUGUAAAGAAAUCGGAAAUGAAUAGAUAAUGGCAGCUUCAAGGUGAUAACCCUUGCAUUACAUACCUGCAGUGCCUAUGACUGCUGGUAGAAUGUUGCACUUUUCUUUUUUCCCCCUAAAAAAUCAGUAGAUAUUUUCAAUUCUUAAUGAAGUGGUUUUCAUUGGAAUUAGUUCUUGGGAGCUUUGUUAAUAGUGCUGCUAGUUAUAUAGGAAAGGUCACCCAUCCUAAACUUAAAGUAUCCCUUUGUGUGAACUGAAGUGGGCUGCGUAAUAAAGAUGAAUGAUAGAUCUACAGAUUACAUUAAUAUAUGUUGGCUUUCAAAGAAAGAACAAGACGUCUCUAUAAACUAAGUGAAAUGUUACAUUUAAUUAAAUCUACGCAAUAGAAGAAUUGCUGCAAUUUUAAUUAAAUCUAUUUAACUUCAGUAGUAUAGUUACAGGACGCUUGCAUACUAGUGUUGUGGGCAUGGAUUGGUUGGGUGAGGGGAGAACUAGGUGUUGUGUCUUGUGAUUUCUCCACAUGGUCAGUUUGGGUAAUCGGAUAAACAGAAUGUUGAGCAGAGAUAAUAAUAAUAAUCAGCACUUCCUAGCAGGGAGGAAGGGAAAAUUAGUGUUUGUCGCCCAAGCUGAUGUUCCAUUCCUCUUUUUGGCCAAACUGGGAACAGCUUUGAGAAAACUCUGGGUCAAAUGAUUUGUGUACCUUCCUAUUCAGCCAGGGAAAUGUGUGUGCUAUGGGGGAAGUAACAUUGGAAGGGAGUAUUUUUCUGGUAUAUAGGAAUGCAAAAUAAGGCCACUUUCACCCAUACUGUCCAGAUCUGAUGGGUACUGAGACUCUGAAACGGUUUAUACAAGGAAAGCCUUUUGAAUUUUGUUUGAAACAUGUCGUAAGAAGGAAAAGGGCUUCACAGUCUGUUUUGACACUUUUGUGCUUUAAGAAUUGAUUCAACUUCUGUACAGCAGCAAAAGGGAUAUUUACAUAAAAAUACACUUAACCACUGGAAUGUGAAAUUCCAGUAUUUGUGUUAGUUUUUAUCCGUGGCCUUUAGCAAGCCUUUGUAAAUAUAACCACAUCAUUCAAUAUGUUAUCAGUAAUGUUGCAUGCUAGGCCAUGUUCCAGUACUAGGAAGACAGGAAAUUCCAUAGAGAGAAGCCUCAAAAUACAAUUUUGCCCUAUGCAAGAGGUUUCUUAUCUUGUUAGAUAUCUAUGUAUGUGCCAUUGAGUGGCAGAAAGUUCUAUAUUGCUGCUCUAUCAAAAUAGUAUUGUCAUAUAGUAUUGUCAUUUAUUAUUUAUUGUUAGAUGUAUUUUAUAGCUGUGUACAGAUUUCAAACCAUAUUUAGAAAGUGACAUACCUAUUAAAUAUAAAUUAACUUUGUAUUUAUUCUGUAGGAGAAAUGCUUUUGUUUUAAUAAAACUGUUGUAAAAUGUACCUAAUUGUAAAUAAAAGUCUUGUUGCAAUAA
Messenger RNA from Callorhinchus milii (elephant shark), 5605 nucleotides. It is a transcript of the gene ptar1, whose product is annotated as protein prenyltransferase alpha subunit repeat containing 1. Gene Ontology annotation, cellular component: cytoplasm. The transcript has 7 exons. Bases 65 to 1372 code for a protein of 435 amino acids. Lineage: Eukaryota; Metazoa; Chordata; Chondrichthyes; Chimaeriformes; Callorhinchidae. Gene Ontology annotation, biological process: protein prenylation. The record is from RefSeq and is a predicted model, not a curated record. Gene Ontology annotation, molecular function: protein prenyltransferase activity.